Messenger RNA from Malurus melanocephalus (red-backed fairy wren), 2349 nucleotides. RefSeq names its product RNA polymerase III subunit C (gene POLR3C). Gene Ontology annotation, biological process: DNA-templated transcription. Gene Ontology annotation, cellular component: RNA polymerase III complex. The record is from RefSeq and is a predicted model, not a curated record. Bases 264 to 1730 code for a protein of 488 amino acids. The transcript is spliced from 11 exons. Gene Ontology annotation, molecular function: single-stranded DNA binding. NCBI's taxonomy places the organism in Eukaryota, Metazoa, Chordata, Aves, Passeriformes, Maluridae.
AAGUGGCAGGAACAGGAAGUGGACACUGCAAGUGGUUAUCGUCAUGGCGGCAGCCUAGGCCAGACACGGUGGUGAGAGCGGCGGCCCGGUCACCCCUGGUUGGGCACGGGGCGGGGAAUCUCGCCUGAAGGAAAACGAGGAGCCCUGUAACAGGGCUGAGCCUUCCCCGGGAAGGGAUCUAGGACCUCUGCGACAGGGUCAGCACCUCUCCCCACAGCUCCUCUUUGUCCCCGCCCCACUGCUGGGAUUCCGGAGACGCCGGGAUGACGCAGGCGGAGCUACGGCUCUGCUCCCUCCUGCUCCAGGAGCACUUCGGGGAGAUUGUGGAGAAAGUCGGGAACUCCCUGCUCCGGACGGGACCGCGGCCGCUGCGGCUCCUGGUGGGGGACACGGGGCUGCUCCCUGAUCAGGUCAAGAAGGCCCUUUGUGUCCUGAUCCAGCACAGCCUGGUGCGGUACGAGCUGCAGCCCCGGGGCUCUGUGGAAUAUGAGGCGCGGAGUGAGCGGAUCCUGCGGAUCCUGCGCUACCCCCGUUAUAUCUACACUGCCAAGACUCUCUAYGGGGACCCGGGAGAACUGCUGGUGGAGGAGCUUCUGCUCCAUGGGCACCUUCCCAUGAGCUGUGCUGUUGCCAGGGUUGCCGACCGCCUCACUGAAACCAUGGAAGAUGGGAAAACGGUGGAUUAUAGUGAAGUGUCCAGUACAUUUGUGCGCCUGGCAGAUACCCACUUCAUCCAGAGGUGCCCGAUGGUCCCAGAAAGCCCCCGGAGUGCCAAGGUGCCACUACCCCCUGCACCUGCCAUGGCCAUUGCCGAGAAGGACAUGUAUAUUGUGCCUCGGCUCAGCCUUGUCGGGAAAGGGAAGCGGAGACACUCRUGCGACGAGGAAGAGGAGGGGAAGCACAAGGCUAAAAGGCAGAAGCAGGAGGGAGGAAGCUCAGAGACUCCCCCAGAUGAUGGCAUUUACUGGCAAGUCAACCUAGAGCGCUUUCAUCAGCAUUUCCGUGACCAGGCUCUGGUCAGUGCCGUGGCCAGCCGCAUGGACCAGACCAGCAGCGAGGUGGUGCGGACAAUGCUGCGCAUGAGCGAGGUGACCACGGCCUCAGGUGCAUCGCGCACACAGCCGCUCUCCUCCAAUGAGAUAUUCCGAUCUCUUCCGGCUGGGUACAACAUUGGCAAGCAGGUGCUGGACCAGUACCUGGCACUCCUGGCUGACGAUCCGGUGAGCCUGGGGGCACCAGACAUGGGACUGGGGGGACUCUGGAGCUCUGUUGAUUCUGUGAUUCCUUGGUUGUUUCUCUGUCGGUCUGAGGUAUGGUAUGUUUUCCUGAGAAUUAAGGAAGGUUUUGAGAUUCCCAGGACUCCAGACCAUGCUCCUUCCCGCACUUUCUACCUGUACACAGUGAAUGUGAUGGCCGCUGCUCGGAUGCUGCUUCACAGGUGCUACAAGAGUGUGGCCAACCUGAUGGAGCGACGGCAGCAUGASAUGCGRGAGAACAAGAGGCUCCUAGAGAAGUCACAGCGCGUGGAGGCCAUCCUGGCCUCCAUGCAGGCCACAGGUGCUGAGGCGGCACAGCUGCAUGAGGUCGAGGAGAUGAUCACAGGUCCUGAGCGGCAGCAGCUCGAGACCCUAAAACGCAAYGUCAACAAGAUCGAUGCCAGUGAGAAUCACGUGGAUGAGACCAUCUUUGUGCUGGAGUCAUUCAUUGAGAGCACCGUGAAGAGGCCGUGAGGCAACAGGACGGGAACAAGGAUGCGAACACAGACGAGGACAAGAAAAUGGAUGGGGGUGUGGAUGGGCAGAGGGACCAGAUUCCUCUGCCCACAGAGCUUGUGCUGCUGAGGAGAAUAAAGCGAUAGUUGUUAAUGCACCUGCAUGUCAGCUGGGCAUUGGAGCACACAGGACGUGGGGUCCACAUGGGACAUGGGACAGGGAACAGGAUGCACAGGACAUGGGGGACAGAGGAUAUGGACACAUGGAGGAUGCAGGACACAUAGGGACACGCAGGACGUAGAUGCACAAGGACACAUAGAGGGACACACAGGACACACGAGGACUCGYAGGACAUGCAGGAUGCACAGAGGGCAGUGGAUACGUGGGGACAUGCACAGGACAUGGGGUACACACACAGGAUUGUUUUUGUGUCCCUCAGGACACAUGCUGGUGUUCUGCAGCUGCAAAGGGGUGCUCUCACUGCAGGAGCAUYGCUGCAGAAGGAUGGGACAUCUGUCUCUUCCUGGGGUGUAGUGACAGAGGAGGAACAAAGCAGAGAGGAGCCCGAGCGGGAGAUGAGUKGCACACUGUGCCUUUGCUGUGGGGCAGGUGCGAGCCCGUGAGACAGGAGCUGGGG